Messenger RNA from Rhopalosiphum padi (bird cherry-oat aphid), 713 nucleotides. RefSeq lists its product as uncharacterized. The coding region runs from base 22 to 600 and encodes 192 amino acids. The record is from RefSeq and is a predicted model, not a curated record. The transcript has 4 exons. NCBI's taxonomy places the organism in Eukaryota, Metazoa, Arthropoda, Insecta, Hemiptera, Aphididae.
UCAAAUACGAUAUCAACAAAAAUGAUAAUAAUUAAAAUAUUCGUUCUUAUUGGAUACUUUUCUUUAGUUAAAUCAAAAAACGUUUAUAUGCAUAACUUGCCAUUGGGAGAAUAUCGUAUAGUAUUCGAGAGAAUGUAUCCUUGUCAGUCGAUAAAUUCAUUACAAAUUAAUCUAUAUUUCAGUAAAAGAACAUCAAAUAUAACUGAGGUGAAAGGAAAUUUUACAUUAUUAGAACCUUUUGCCGAUAAUCUUACACUUGAUGUAAACUUGGCAUCUUGGAGUUUAAUUGGUGGUUGGAAACCAAAUUCAGCGGUAUAUAUAGCAAAAAAUGCAUGUAGUAGUUUGAAAAUGGUACUUGGAAACGCGUGGUAUUCAAUUAUGAAUGAUUUUAACUUUCCUAGUACAAGCUGUCCAGUUCCAUCGGGCACAUAUAUUACAUCAGGAAUGAAUUCGAAGGAAUUUGAAAACAAUAACUUUCCAAAGGUAUACUUUUAUGGGAAAUAUAAAUUUACGUUUAAAGCAAAAAAUGAAAAAAAUAAAGUUUUUGGUUGCGCCGUAUUGGAGUUGAGUUUAAUAAGACCGUGGGAAACACCAAUUUGAUUAAAUUUUAGUAAAUGAUAAUAUUAGAUCACUAUAUUUUCACAUUCAAAAUAUUUUUAUUUUUUUCCUCGUAUCAUGCACCGUCUGCAAUACACAAAAAUUAUUUUGCCUAA